Molecule: messenger RNA, 645 nt
Organism: Ilex paraguariensis (yerba mate)
Lineage: Eukaryota; Viridiplantae; Streptophyta; Magnoliopsida; Aquifoliales; Aquifoliaceae
Source: the annotation of a GenBank genome assembly
AUGGACCCACCGGAGUUUUACGCCGGCGGUAAUCCAUCGCCGACGAGAAAAGAGCUACAGGGUCCUCGUCCUACCCCUCUCAGAGUCAACAAAGACUCCUACAAGAUCAAGAAACCACCAAUAGCCCCACCAGCUCGUCCACCACAGCCGGUUGCGACCACCACUGAGAACCGCCAGCCAGUCAUAAUAUAUUCAGUCUCUCCAAAAGUCAUACACACCACCGUGAGUGAUUUCAUGAAUUUGGUCCAGCGUCUGACCGGGUCUUCUUCCACAGGUGAUCCGCCCGCCACUACAAGCGGCGGUGAUAUUUCUCCGGCUGCCAGGUUGGCUUCAAUAGAGAAGACAAGUCCUUCCCCCAGAAACAAAGAGAGAGAAAAGGGUGUUGAUCUUGUUGGAAUCGUUGAAGGGGUUGAAGUGGGUCAGAUUCCGGGAAUACUGUCUCCGGCGCCGGCUACUCUGCCGCCAAUACCAUCUGGUUUCUUCUCACCGGGAUCUGACCCACAUAGUGUUUCAUUCUUGCAUGAUCUGAGCCCUUUCAUGUAUGGGAACAUGUUCAUACCGAGUCCUUCAACAUUGUUUUCAGCUCCAAUGGUUUCACCCUCUCCCUCAUCGUUAGAUCUCUUCAACCCAUUCUUUGACUUUUAG